Lachancea thermotolerans CBS 6340 is the source of this 630-nucleotide messenger RNA. RefSeq names its product Tsr2p (gene TSR2). The record is from RefSeq and is a predicted model, not a curated record. Bases 1 to 630 code for a protein of 209 amino acids. Gene Ontology annotation, cellular component: nucleus. Lineage: Eukaryota; Fungi; Ascomycota; Saccharomycetes; Saccharomycetales; Saccharomycetaceae. The transcript has a single exon. Gene Ontology annotation, biological process: maturation of SSU-rRNA from tricistronic rRNA transcript (SSU-rRNA, 5.8S rRNA, LSU-rRNA).
AUGUCUUCAAAUAUCGACGAAGCUGCUUAUGUGGAAGCCGGAAAUGGCCAAGCUUGUUUAGCUUUCAAAGACGAAAAGCAAGAAGCUCGGUUCGAGCUAGGUGUGUCAAUGAUGGUGUACAAGUGGGAUGCACUUUCCAUUGCAGUCGAGAACGGAUGGGGUGGGCCUGAAUCUGCUGAAAAAAGGGACUGGGUCACUGCUGUGAUUGUGGAUCUUUUCAAGUCUGAGAAAAUAGUUGAUGUAACGUUGAUUGAGGAAACGUUGCUGUAUGCUAUGGCAGACGAAUUCGACACCAAUGUCGAAGACGACUCAGCACUUCCCAUCGCUGCUGGCAUAAUUGAGAUAUACAAGCAGUGCGAUGCCCAAGAUUUUUCGACGGUUGAGAAACUAUACCUCGACUGGACUGAGAAACAAAAGAGUAAGGGAAGCAAGCGCAUUGUGCAAGUUGAGGAAGAUCCACUGAAUCCAGAUGCCUCUGACAGCGAGGAAGAGGAAGAGGAAGUGGAUGGCGAAUUUGAAGACGACGACAGCAUGGCGGUUGACGAGGUGCCUGAAAUCAACACGGAACCUGUUGUGGACGAAGACGGAUUUGAGCUUGUACAGAAGAAGGGUAGAAGGAGACACAACUAG